Molecule: messenger RNA, 4925 nt
Organism: Sycon ciliatum
Lineage: Eukaryota; Metazoa; Porifera; Calcarea; Leucosolenida; Sycettidae
Product: intraflagellar transport protein 122 homolog
Exons: 46
Coding region: 241-3831 (1196 amino acids)
Biological process (GO): protein localization to cilium; intraciliary retrograde transport; non-motile cilium assembly
Cellular component (GO): intraciliary transport particle A; non-motile cilium
Molecular function (GO): protein binding
Source: RefSeq, a predicted model, not a curated record
UGGGUUUGGAGUGGAAACAAAAAAUAAUUGACGUCCAGGGAGUUGUUGCCGAAUGUUGGAAAUAGCCUCGGUCUUAUCCUAUUUUCGGAAGCCUGCUCGCAGUGCCUCUACUGCUCAAGCUUAGUAGCAGUCGACGGCCACAAAUUUCAGAGUUCACGGAGAACAAGUAAAUUUUCCCCGCCGUAAUGGGGCUUUAGAUCAUUACGCUAAUUGGUAAUAACAGCUCGCUCGCUAGCUAAGAUGAAGGCACAGCGCCUGUGGAAUGAACGACACUUGCGCGACGACAAAUCACCGCGCACUAUCUAUGCUCUAACGUUCAGUCCGAAUGGAGAGCGUCUGGUAUGUGCCGCCGGGGCCAGAGUACUGGUGUAUGAAGCUACGAAGGGCGCUCUAGUUGCCAACUUGCAAGCCCAUCGUGAUGAAGUCUAUGCCUUGUCAUACUCUAAAGAUGGCCGUUUUUUUGCAUCUGCCGGCAAGGACAAGCAAGUGAUUUGCUGGUCGUCGGUGACAUUGGAUGGCAAGUUGCGCUAUAACCACCCUGACUCGCUUCAAGCAGUGGAGUUCAAUCCCCAAACUGGACAGCUGGCGUCAUGCAGCUGCACCGACCUCGCAUUGGUCCAGGUUGAAGCGAGUGGCCUUUCCCGGCACAAGGUUCCAAGCAGAGUCUUAACCUGCAGUUGGACCAGCGACGGGCAGUACUUGGCACUGGGUCAUCAAAACGGACUGAUCAGCAUACGCAACAAGGUUGGUGACGAGAAGGUGAAAAUCGAGCGUCCGGGCAACAGCCCAGUGUGGUCUUUAUCCUGGCAUCCAACACGUGACCACAUCGUAGCUGGCGACUGGGGACAAAGGAUCUCAUUCUACGCUCUGAAUGGCUCUUCGGCUGGCAGAGAACGCAAGCUGGACUAUGAUCCGACGUGUGUUUCCUACUUUCUCAACGGAGAGUACAUGUUAGUGGGAGGCUGCAACAGAAAGGCAUCAGUCCAUGCCAAGGAUGGCACAAUGCUGACUACGAUCACGGAGCAACCAGCCUGGGUGUGGUGCUGUAAACAGCAACCAGGCACACACAAUCUGGCUGUCGGAUGUCAGGAUGGCUCAAUCUCAUUAUUCGGUCUCCAGUUUGCUACAGUGCACAGCCUGUACAAAGACAGGUAUGCACAUCGUGAAUCCAUGACGGAUGUCAUUGUUCAGCACCUUCCAACCGACCAGAAGACACGUAUCAGAUGCAAGGAACUUGUCAAGCGGCUGUCAGUGUAUCGGAACAGACUAGCGAUUCAACUGCCCUCCUCUAUUCUAGUCUAUGAGCUGAAAGGUGACAUGAACGAGAUCCAGUACAAGCUGAAGGACCGUGUGAAUCUGCAGUCUGAUUGUAACUUGCUGGUGGUCUGUGCUGAGCACAUUAUCCUCUGCUACGAGAGACGGCUUCAGAGUUAUGACAUCAGCAAGGGCCAGAAAGUCAGGGAGUGGGCCGUGGACUCGUUCAUCCGCUACAUCAAGGUCAUCGGUGGCCCUGCUGGAGCUGAAGGGCUACUCUGUGGGCUGAGAAGCGGCGAAGUGGUCAAGAUUUACCUGGACAAUCCGUUUGUGAUCAGUGUCAUGAAGAUGAAGAAUGCAAUCCGAUGUCUGGAUAUCAAUGCUAACCACACCAAGGUAGCUGUGGUGGAUGAAAGCAAUCUCCUGCAAGUCUACAAUCUCUCAGACAACAAGCUGCUCUUCCAGGAGCCGGGUGCCGCCAGUGUGUCAUGGAAUACCCAGAACGAAGAUAUGCUUUGCUACUCUGGCAAUGGGGUGUUGCUCAUCAAAACGGCCAACUUCCCACCACAUCAACAGAAGCUGCAGGGCUACGUGGUUGGGUUCAGUGGCUCCAAGGUGUUCUGCUUACAGGGAGCAUCAAUCAGUUCUGUUGAUGUGCCACAGUCAGCCUCUCUGUAUCAGUUUCUGGAGAAGAAAAUGUACAAGGAAGCGUACGGUGUGGCCUGCCUUGGUGUGACAACCAACGACUGGAGAGCUCUGGCUGGCGAAGCGCUGGAGGGUCUGGACUUCACAACAGCAAGAAAGGCAUAUGUGCGCGUCCGAGACCUGAAGUUUUUGGAGCUUCUAACCGACAUUGAGGAGAGACAGAAACGCGGAGAGAAUAACAAUGAUGUAUUCCUUGGUGACAUUUACGCCUACCAGGGCCGGUUUGCUGAAGCAUCCCAUCAGUAUGAAAUGGCCGGGGAAGUGGACAAGGCGGUGGAGAUGUAUACUGAUCUGAGAAUGUUUGACAAGGCAAAGGACGUUGUGAAGAGGAACGGCAAGAAGAGUGUGCUGAAUCGCGUGCAACGUCAGGAGGCUGAGUGGUUUAAGACUAUUGACGAUCCAAGAGCAGCUUGUGAUAUGUACGUUGCUGUAGGUGAGUACAAGAACGCUAUCAACAUCAUGGCCCGGCAGAACUGGAUUGACCAGUUGGUACAGCUGGUGAGACAGCUACCGGCAGAGAAGGCUGAUGAGCUGCGUCUCGCUGCGAAGGUGUUCAUGGAAGCUGAAGAUCAGGCCUGGGAGAGUGCAAUCGAGGUGUAUCGCAAGCUGGACGACGUUGAGGCACAGGUUAAGACCUAUAUUGCAGUACAGCACUGGGAUACUGUCUUGGAAAUCUGCGAAGAUCACCCAGAGAUGAAGGAGAAAAUCUACUUACCGUAUGCCAACUGGUUGGCGGAGCACAAUCGCUUUGAGGAGGCACAGCGAGCCUUCCGUCAAGCCGGCCGUGACAAGGAGGCUGUGCGAGUGUUAUGUCAGCUCAUUGACAAUGCCAUCAGUGAAACACGGUUUGGUGAUGCUGGCUACUACAACUUGCUGUUAGCCGUGCAACAUCGUGAUACCGCCGGUGAAGAAGACACAACUGAAGAUGAACGUCAGCAGCUGCUGGACAGGUUCCUAGCAUGUAGGAGAAACGCCGAACUUUACUAUGUGUAUGACAAGAUCUAUAGCUACAUGAAAGAGCCCGUAACGAAGCACACGCAGCAGACGUUGCUCAACAUGUGCCGUUUCAUGUUGCUGGAAAGUGACCGCCUGCCUCGCGGCAUCCUCAAAGGCAUCAUCUUUUACACCAUGGCCAAGCAGUGCCGGGAUCUGGGUGGAUUUCGAGCGGCAUGCUUCUGUUAUGAACAGUUACAGAGGUGUGUUCUGCCACGCGAAUAUCAGAAAAUCGUUGAAAGGGACAGCUUCACCAUCCGGGCACGCGGUAUGCACGACAAACAGGACUUGACGCCGCUGUGUUUUCGAUGCUCUACGUCCACGCCACUGCUGCACAAUCUAGGCCGCAAGUGUCCUACAUGCCAGCAACCACUUGUGUACGACUUUACAACAUUCGAUCUUCUUCCACUGGUCGAGUUUGUCCUGGAAGCAGGCAUAAGCGACGAAGAAGCUCUCAGGCUUAUCCAGACGGAACCACCCAGGAAGAAAGAAGCUACUGAUGUUGGUGGACGUGACUUUGACGGCAUUGAGCGUUUAACCAUAAUGCCCGCAGAGGACCAUGGUACUGUCAAGGACAAGUUCAGCGCACGCAUGGCAGCAUACGAGGCCGAUGGGAUGGACUUUCAGUUCAUUGUGGCUGAUCGUGAGAUGCUGCGUAGCUUUGACCCACGCGAAGUUUUAAUCCGACGGUGGAAAGCACCAAGGUCUUGGCAGUACUACAAGGAUGUCGUCAAAGAACACAAUGUCACCCUCUGCCAGUAUUGUAACGAGUUCUUCAGCAUGGAUGAAUACUGUGUCAAUGUUCUGGAGAAGCAAUGCUGCCCGUAUUGCAGACAUACGGUCAAUGUCGAUGAGCCCGUACCAAUCACAAGAUACUAGAUUGCUGUCAGUGCUCAACAGUGGCUUUCCCUGUGUGCGUGUGUGUGUGCGCACGCGCGCGCACGUGUGUGUUUGUGUGUGUGUGUACAUCGGUGUGUGAGUGUUUUUAUAUGUAUGUGUGUGCGUAUGCGUGAUUAUCUCGCGGCUGCAUACACAUGUGGUAUUAAGUGAGUUGAUUUGAUUAUUGUCGGCGAGCAUUUCACAUCAUCAGUGUGAUUAAAUCUAUUCUUUUCCUGCGGGUGAGUGCUACACGUCCAUUCUGUGACAGACAUCACUUCAUCAGGCAGGCAAGUGUUCCAUGAUACCAUAGUAUGUCCAAUGAACAGGAGAUGUUAUUCGUGUGCCCUUCUAGUGAACAAGUGAUCUACGUCGUCUAUCCCAUACACCGUCAGCUAGAGCAUACUAUUAUUAUACUACAUACUUCAGUAUCUCGAUUUAUUUCCGUUGGUUUUCGGCCGUUGUUUCUAUCUUUCUCCUAAGUUAGGAUACAUUGUUACAGCUGGUAUGGCUGGCGAAAUGGGACUGUCAAAUGGCAAUCUGCCGAGAAUAACGCGCCGCUGACUGGUAUGCGGGCUAUUGUAUUGAAAUCAGAAGUGUCACUGCUGUGUUUUGUGUGGCCAGCCAACCAUACUCGUACUACUCCCUGUAGAUGUCAUGUGUUUUUAAAACGUUCCUCAGUUAUCUCUAUAAUUAUCAACUAUAUUUUCUAUAGACAGUAGAUGUGAGCCUGGGGUGUACAAUCAUGUAACUGUGUAGAGUAUAUCUGUAUGUUGAAGUAGUAGACUUGUGACAGGGCUAUGAUUGUGCGCAAAUACUGCUGUCCCACCAUGUAUGCCCUGUGUGUGUGUGUGUGUGUGUGUGUGUGUGUGUGUGUGUGUGUGUGUGUGUGUGUGUGUGUGUGUGUGUGUGUGUGUGUGUGUCGCUCGUUCCAUAUUGUCGGCCCCGCAAGGGGACACGUGACCGUAAUGGCAGUGAUUACCAGGGCCAGGACCAGGUGUGUGUGUGUGUGUGUGUGUGUGUGUGUGUGUGUGUGUUUGAUCUGCGCCUGGUGCUUAUGAAAGUGCUUUUCAGUAAAAAAUAUAAUAUACAAUGAA